AUGCCAAGUGCGGACCUAAACGACAUGGAAGACAGACAAAUAUGGCAGCCAUUACAUCCAGACGUCCGCCAACGUUUAGAUCCUCAAUACGUCAAGCUUCACGAUGAGGUUCUCCAAUAUAUCAAGCCGGAUGAACAGAGAGAGUGGGACGGAACCCGUCGACUAGGAACCUACGGCCUGCCCAGGAAUUCGGUCAAGCCCAUCUUAGUAGGCAGUGAUCAAAUCAUGACAAUCCCGGACACGAACCUCAGGGUCAGGAUCUUUACACCCAGCACCGACAGAGAUAUGGAAAGGCAUGCCGAAGGCUGGCCAGUCUUUCUCUGGUUUCACGGAGGUGGGCAUGCGCUGGGAGAUCUGGACAGCGACGAGGAGGUCUUGACGCGGAUAUGCGAGUAUGCUCAGUGUAUUGUCUGUAAUGUGGAGUAUCGCCUUGCGCCAGAACAUCCGUACCCAGCGGCCAUCGACGACUGCGUCGCGGCGUUGCAGUGGCUCGUCCGACCUGACGGUGGCGUCAAAGAACUCGGCUUAGACAGGACCAAAGUGGCCAUAGGCGGCGCCUCGGCCGGAGGCCAUCUAACAAUUGCAACACUACUCCGGUGUGCGCAGGAAAACAACCCCCCUGAUCUCAACAUCAUCAAACAGGUGCUAGUCGUCCCCGUGAUUGACAACACAGCUACCCCUGAAAACGGCCCGUUUUGGUGCUCAAAAGCAGACACCGCACCUUGGCUCACGCCUUCUCGCAUGCUUUGGUACCGAAAUAUGUGGCUGCACAGUCAAGAGCAAUGCGAGGAGUGGCAGGCCAGCGUGAACAGGGCACCGCUUGACUUGCUCGCCCGGUUGCCGCCUGCUUUUAUGGCUGUUGCUGGUGAGGACUUGCUCUGCCCUGAAGCUCUCGACUUUGCCGAAAAGAUAAGGGCUGCUGGAGUUGAUGUUGAAGUGAAGGAGUUUGAUGGAUGCACACAUGCCUUGCUUGGAUAUAGUGGUGAGUCCCCUUCGUUAGGACCUUGA
Pyricularia pennisetigena is the source of this 1008-nucleotide messenger RNA. RefSeq lists its product as uncharacterized. The transcript is spliced from 2 exons. Gene Ontology annotation, molecular function: hydrolase activity. NCBI's taxonomy places the organism in Eukaryota, Fungi, Ascomycota, Sordariomycetes, Magnaporthales, Pyriculariaceae. The coding region runs from base 1 to 1008 and encodes 335 amino acids. The record is from RefSeq and is a predicted model, not a curated record.